AUGGGUGCAGCUUUAUCCAAUUCCGGCCUUGCUCUAUCUGCAUUGUGCACAGUGAUAGGUCUUGGAGCUUGGGCAGUGCUUUGGCUGAAGCGGCGAUCAACAGUACUUCCUGAUGUCAGCGUGCCAGAGGCUACCAUGGCUUUCGGGCGAGGGAAAGAGCGCUUCAAGAGAGCUGCAUGUGCAAGAGCCCUCUGCAGCAUCAUCAAUGGCGAGGUGCAAGUCUUGGAAGAGGUUUUGGACGAGUCGCAGGGGAAGCAUCCAGAGUUUGGUGGUGUGCUGCCUGAUGGCCGGGGCCUGCUUUCCGUGACUCUUGAUGAUUUGGCCGCAACUGGGCCUGCCAGUGAAACCGAGGCUUUUGCUGACCUACUGCUGGCGUGCACGGCCUUUGAUGCGGCCUGGGAUGAGACAGAUGAGUGGAACGCGUUGACCAUGAAGGUUGUUAAGCACCUGAAGGAUGAUCUGCAUGCACUGGAUCGGAUUGCAGUCCUGGAACGACAAGCUGCUGGGUCGGUUCUCCAAAAGGCGGCAGUCCUGCGGCAACGUUUGCAUGGAGAUCGAACCAUGAAGCCCGAAAGUCUCGAAGGUUCAGAAUGCUUGGACGUGCCAAUGAUGCUGUCCAUGAACACACGUGUCCAGUGUCCAGUUUGUAUGACUAUGCGCACGGACUUGGUUCGUUGUCCAACCUGCCGCAAUGUUGGCUAUUGCAGUGCCCGACACCUGCAAGCAGACGUAGAUCGGCACCAGUUCUGGUGCAACUAG
This is a messenger RNA of Cladocopium goreaui, 759 nucleotides long. The record is from the annotation of a GenBank genome assembly. NCBI's taxonomy places the organism in Eukaryota, Dinophyceae, Suessiales, Symbiodiniaceae.